ACAGGCCAGCAGUGCUUUAUUACUGAACUUCACUAGUCUCACCGUUACUUUCACCUAUCGUCAGUACUCUUAUUCCAUUCUUUCUAACAUUUUAAGUAAUAAGGAAAGUAUAUUUCACAUUUUGGAUCAUUAAUCGACAAGCCAGAGCCGGAUUCACUGAAGAAGAGACCACUGCUGUUCCAGAAGCUGAAGGACCAACCACUGACCAACAUCAUGGAGUUCUCUGUGGCUCAUCCGGCGGUGAAGGCCUUCAUGUGUGGUUCUCUGAGCGGGACGUGCUCCACACUGCUCUUCCAGCCAUUGGACCUGGUGAAAACACGCCUGCAGACCCUACAGAGUGGCGUCCAGCCUGGGACGGGACGGGUCGGGAUGGUCACAGUGUUUGUGAAUGUGCUGCGGACGGAGAAGCUGCUCGGGCUGUGGAGAGGCGUCUCACCGUCGUUCGUGCGCUGUAUUCCAGGAGUCGGGAUCUACUUCAGCACCUAUUUCACUCUAAAGCAGCGUUAUUUCUCCAGCGGGGCCCCGGGGCCCUUGCAGGCGGUGCUGCUGGGAGCCGGAGCCAGAUGUGUGGCUGGAGUAUUCAUGCUGCCUGUCACCGUCAUCAAAACACGCUUCGAGAGCGGCCGCUACAGGUACAGCGGUGUGUUUGGAGCGCUGCGGUCUGUUUGUCAGACGGAGGGACCGAAGGCUCUGUUCUCCGGUCUGAUGGCCACACUGCUCAGAGACGCUCCAUUCUCUGGGAUAUACGUCAUGAUCUACAGCCAGACCAAACACCUGCUGCCUCCAGAGAUCAGCCAGUCGUCUUACGCACCGGUGGCCAACUUCAGCUGUGGGGUUCUGGCUGGUGUUCUGGCCUCGGUUCUGACGCAGCCGGCUGAUGUGGUCAAAACUCACAUUCAAGUGAGUCCAGACGUCUUCAGCAGGACAUCAGAUGUGGUGCGCUACAUUUACAAGGAGCACGGUUUGGUGGGGUUUUUCCGCGGCGCGGUUCCUCGCUCUCUCCGGAGAACCAUGAUGGCGGCGAUGGCGUGGACGGUGUACGAGCAGCUGAUGGCUCAGAUUGGGCUCAAAUCCUGAAAACCACCAAAGCACAUCAUCACACACACUGAAUGAGAGGUUUGUUCUGGAUGUUCAGCGGUUUACAGGCCCAUCCGGUGAGAUCCUCGCCUCAGGGGAUCAUAUAGGUGGGAAACACGAGAGCAUGAGUGAGCGAACUCCUGCAUCCGGCGGGAAUCAGGCGGCUUUGCUUCUCUUUGUCCAAAUGAAUAGUCCUGUAACACUGAUGCUGAGCUGUGAAUGCACUUGAAUGUCUCAGCUCUGGUCUAAAGAGUAGCUGAAUAACACUGAAUGUAUUUGUAUGCUGUAAUAAGUGUAUUGUCUGAGGUGUUUGUUGACAGCAUUGAGACGAUGGUCAUGUUUGCUGUGUUGUUUAAUGUUAGUUUGGUUGACAGAUGAACUCAACAGUAUUUUUAUAAAAUUCAAUAAAAUGAUUAAACACCUAAA
Messenger RNA from Danio rerio (zebrafish), 1503 nucleotides. RefSeq names its product solute carrier family 25 member 38a (gene slc25a38a). The record is from RefSeq and is marked provisional. Lineage: Eukaryota; Metazoa; Chordata; Actinopteri; Cypriniformes; Danionidae. Gene Ontology annotation, cellular component: mitochondrial inner membrane; membrane. Gene Ontology annotation, molecular function: glycine transmembrane transporter activity. Gene Ontology annotation, biological process: hemoglobin biosynthetic process; glycine import into mitochondrion; erythrocyte differentiation.